CAAUCGAAAUGUAAACAAAACCUCCCGCCCAGACAAAAAGAAAGAAAGUGAAAACCCGCAACAAAAAAUAACAACUCUCCAGACAUGGUUCGCGAAGAAAUUUGUUAAAAUCCGAAAACCGGCGCGCGAUGGCCGGCCGUAGUAGUGUUAGCAUUGUGCGGGCCCUGCAGGAGCGCGAGUGUGGAAAGGGUCGCGGCAAGGUCUUCCGGCAGCUCGCCCUGGAACUGGCGGAAAUCAGCCUGAUUGAACGGCUCAAAUCGGAGGAUCUUUGCAAGUCCUUGGAUGAUCUCUCAAAUGAAACGGAAUCAGUGUUCAACAUUGAACAAAGCCACAAUGGCCAUUAUGCGGCCACCGUUCAGACCAACAAAAGCGUCAACAUCUUUGAAGUUACUUCUAUGAGGAAAAAGGCGGAAUACCACACCAACGAGCGCUCGGUCUGGACACUGUCCUUCCAUCCCACAAACUGCAACAUCAUUGCGUUCGGAACGUUGGGCGGCAAGGUGCUGGUUUACGUCGAUGGGCAGGAGACCGCCGUGUUGAGCGGAUCGGAACCCAUCGGUUGUUUAUGCUUCCAUCCGGUGGGGAACUAUUUGGUGUUUGCUAGUGGGAACGAGUUCACCUUUUGGGACUGGCAGAACGAUUCCACGCAGAUCGUGGACAUGUUCAGCGACUGCAAGUGUCGCUUUCUGCAGAUUACGACCGAUUCGGUGCUUGUGACGGCGAUUUCGCAGACGCUCCAGUUUGCGUCGGCUGGGAUCGCGAAGAAUUUGGGAGCCGUUGAGCCGCAAGGAAUGAUGGUGUCGUUUCUGAGGACGGUCAAUUUUAUGCUCGAUGCGUUGGAGCACGGUUGCACGAUCGGGAACAGCUUCAACUGUGAGCUGAAGAAGCAGUUUUUCUUCUGGAAUCAUCUGAUCAAUGGGAUCUUGAGUAAAACGGACCAGUUGAGGUACUUUCCGUCUAUCAAAGCCGAUGCCAAGUGUACGAAAUCGUACCUCGACGACACGCUCCGGAUUUUGGAUCGCCGCGUCGACAUCAUCCUCGAAUGUGUGGAACGGAUGGCGCUCAACCGGAUAGCGCCGCCGGCCAACGAAAACAUCUGUGAUAACACCAUUGACAAGUAUUGCUUCGAGCCGAUGGUUUACUUCGAGCGCGUUUGCUACAACUUUGUCGAGCAAAGAUGCGGCUACAUGAAGUAUCAAUUCGACAUUUCGCUCGUGCGAAGUAUUAUGCGCAAGCUGUACCGACUGUUUCUCGAGUUUGGUCACACGGUCACGGCCGAGGAGUGGCCCAAUCCGGAAUUCUAUCUGGACUCGUCGCGAGCGGCUCAGAAAAACCAAUUCAUCCUGCAGGCCUGGAACGUUGAGACGUUCUGUGGCGUUACGGAGUUUCCUAACUUUAAAGAAGACUGGAGAAACGUGCUAACUGUUUGCUCAAUCAACAACGACUCAAAUGUCUCGAUCUCACAAUGCGAACGGUUUAUUUCCACCGUUCGGAUAAAGACCGUCAAGGAAAUGGAGGUUCGCAGCUUGUCGCGUGACAACUUCGGCGAGUGCCUGUUUGUGUUCAAAUUUGUCGCCAACUUUGUCUCGCUGUCGUUUUCCCCCUCCGGGAAAUACAUCGUGAUUGGGCUUCGAUGCAAGCAGCGCAUGAAGUUUGCCUAUGUGCUGGACAAGGACACCAAGUGGAAGGUUGGCGUCGAUUUCCGGACCGUGUCCGACAUCGUCGAGAGCAACCAGCACGAGGCGGAAAGUUGCGGACCGAAUGAGCGAGUUGGGCUGAAACUGUGUCUACCGAAGGAGUCGUCCAACUACAAGGAGAUCAAUUGCAUCAAGUGGGCUGCCCUGCCGGGGUACGGAUUCUUCGUCGGACUGAAGUCGAAGUUUAUACAAAUCUGCAGAUAACCAACCAAUGUGAGUACAGAAGGGAAUAAUCACUAUUUCUACGCUGAGCACCAAAAUCGAAC
Messenger RNA from Culex quinquefasciatus (southern house mosquito), 1963 nucleotides. RefSeq lists its product as uncharacterized. The record is from RefSeq and is a predicted model, not a curated record. Gene Ontology annotation, molecular function: protein binding. Gene Ontology annotation, cellular component: intracellular membrane-bounded organelle. The coding region runs from base 129 to 1901 and encodes 590 amino acids. Gene Ontology annotation, biological process: autophagy. NCBI's taxonomy places the organism in Eukaryota, Metazoa, Arthropoda, Insecta, Diptera, Culicidae. The transcript is spliced from 9 exons.